AUGGGAAAGGGAAAAGAGAAGCAGUCCAACUCAUCUAUACUUAAGAAGUUGGAGAAAUAUCUAUCAAUGAAUAAAUUUAGUGGAGCCAUUUUGUCAAAGAGCAAAUCAUGGCACGGCAGCACAACAAAUAUUAAGAGCAAAGUAGCCCCAGAGGGCUGUUUUUGGGUGUAUGUUGGGCCAGAGAAAGAGAGGUUUGUGAUAAAGACAAAGUAUGCAAACCAUCCAAUGUUCAAGAUGUUGCUUGAAGAUGCUGAAAAAGAGUAUGGUUAUAAUUAUAGCCAAGGCCCUAUUUUGUUACCUUGUGAUGUUGAUCACUUCUACAAAGUGUUGGCUGAAAUUGGUAGCAGUAAACAGAUUCAAUCUUCAGGGUGUGGAUCAUGUAGUCCCUUAUUUAGUCCUGGUAGGCGUUUGGGUAAUAGCCAAAUGGCCAAAGGUUAUGGUUCUUAUAGGGUUCUUACUCCACCAAGAUUGCUCAAGCUCAACUCUAUUCAUUAG
This is a messenger RNA of Nicotiana tabacum (common tobacco), 495 nucleotides long. RefSeq lists its product as uncharacterized. Gene Ontology annotation, biological process: response to auxin. NCBI's taxonomy places the organism in Eukaryota, Viridiplantae, Streptophyta, Magnoliopsida, Solanales, Solanaceae. The record is from RefSeq and is a predicted model, not a curated record.